GCAGGAGCCCCGCCAGGAGCUUGGAGACUCAGAGGGUAGGCAGGGGAGAAGUCAGUCUGGGCAGAAAGCACACUCACAGGCUGGCUGUGGAAACAGCCCUCCCAGCUCAGAGUCUGGAGAACAACUGAAGAAAAUAAAGAGGCCAGCAAGGGCAGAGAGUGAAAAAGAGAGGGUCUCGAAUCCUCACAACUUCUACUCAAGCUUGGGCAACUACAAAAGGGAGAAAGAAGGAAUCCUAAAUCAUCUUCCUUGUUGAAAAGUUUCUCUUCAGGCUGCGUGAGCUAGAAGGCUGCAGGGAAUGGAACUCCCUCGAUGACUCUGCCUUUCUCUACGCCCUCCCCACUGCACACCCAAGACCCGCUCCCAACCCGUCCCAGUGUCUCCUGUCUGGGCCCAGCCUGCCCACCACGCUCACCCAGGAAGCUGCAUCUUUCACCUGGGCCGAGCCCCUCAGCAUCCGAGGCGCAGCAAGAGACCUCAAGUGGCCGCAAGGGAAUUCGAGACGCGCAGUGGCUACUAAUGCCCUCUUGCGGCCACGUUGGAAAUGGCAAGUUGCCGGAGAGCCAAGAUCGAACUUCUUAGAGACAAUGACACAUCUCCGCCCUCCGCCCAGCAUGUGUGUCUCAUCCCCUGAGGCCUCACCCGCUCCUCCCAGGAACCUUCCCAGGCCGAGUUCCCACUCAGCCCCUCCCACGGCCCACUCACACCGGGCAGGUUCUCUAGGGACCCAGCGCUCUAGCUCCACAGCUGGUGUUACUUCUAUUUGCACAGGAGAGAAGCGAGGAGCUGUGAUGGGCACUCAGAAAGGCCCCUUUGGGGUGCAAAGCGCCACAGGGCCCUCCUGGACUGGGUCUGGAAGGUGGGAGGGGAGGGGAUGGUAGAGGGGGCACUCGGGUUCCUGAGCCCGGCCCCACGCCCGGGGAGGCAGGAACCCCGCUCCCCAGGCCCUAGGGAGCCAGCGGUGAGCUUCGCCUGCUGCUCUGCACUGACAGCCUCAGGACGAGCUGUUGUGGUUGCAUCUCCUGCUCCCCUGGCAGCAAAAGGGCAAGGCUUAGGGAACUGGGGCCCGGAGCGGCCUCCUUCCCCCGGCGAUUUGGGAGCCUGGUGUCCCGCCCACGGGGAACACCCUGCGCGUUUUCCUCUGUUGACUCUGCUGAUCCGCUCCCACCCCUGCAUACCUUCCCCUUCCUUCACAGAUAGAAACGCCCGGCCCCACCGGCUCCCCAGGCGGGUUGGCCGUGCCGGGAUCCCCUCUGGGACCUGGGCUGGGAUGCCCUGCUGGUUCCUGUGUCCCACAAGGACACGGAUUCACAUUGGCUCAGACCUCGCAGCUGCUGACACAGGAGCAGCCGGGGAAGGCGACGGCAGCAAGGGAAAGGAAUCAGCAGUGGGAGUCCAGGCGCCAGUGCUGAGGAACCUCGGAGGCCUGCCUGGGCCGUGCCACCUCCUCUUGCCUUCCUUCCCUAAGCCAGCUUGUACCAUGUCUGUGAGCAGUGGAGAGAUGGGCCCGUCACUGACCCAGGAAAUCCUCAGCCACCUGGGCCUUGUCAACAAGCCUGCAGCUUGGGGCACGCUGGGCACUCUCAGGACCUUCCUGAGCUUCAGUGUGGACAAGGAUGUGCAGAGGCUCCUGAGAGCCAUCACAGGCCGAGGCGUGGACCAGGGUGCCAUCCUGGAGGUGCUCACGAAUCGAAGCAGAGAGCAACGGCAGCUCAUUUCCCAGGCCUUCCGGGAGCGCACCCAGCAGGACCUGCUGAAGUCCCUGCGGGUGGCCCUCUCUGGAAACCUGGAGUGGAUCGUGGUGGCUCUGCUGCAGCCUUUGGCCCAGUCUGACGCCCAGGAAUUGAGGAAGGCCUUGAAGGGCUCAGGCUCUGCUGAGGAUGUGGCCGUGGAAAUUCUUGCCACCCGAGCCCCGCCACAGCUGCAGGAGUGCCUGGCAGCCUACAAACACAGUUUCCAGGUGGACGCUGAGGAGGACAUCAAGUCUGAGACCAGCAGCAUCUUGCAGGACCUGCUCCUGGCCCUGGCCAAGGGAGGCCGUGACAGCUACUCUGGGAUCAUUGACUACAAUCUGGCAGAGCAGGACGUCCAGGAAAGCAUGGCUGGCUCCUUCCUCCACCCCAGGCACUACGGCAAGUGGAAGGCCCGUGGGUCCCGAUCUUCACCCAGCGCAAUCCUGAGCACCUCCUUCGAGUGGCGCACAGGGCGAGCGCUGGAGGAGGCUGUGCGAGACCGUUUCCAUGGAGAUGCCCAGGUGGCCCUGCUCAGCCUAGCCUCAGUGGUCAGGAAUACACCGCUGUACUUUGCUGACAAACUUCACCGGGCCCUGCAGGAAACUGAGCCCAAUUACCAAGUCCUGAUGCGCAUCCUCGUCUCCCGCAAUGAGACUGACCUUCUAAGCAUCCGGGCUGAGUUCAAGAAGAAAUUUGGGGAGUCCCUCUACUCUUCUCUCCAGCGUGCCGUGAAGGGAGACUGCCGCCCGGCCCUGCUGGCCCUGUGCAGAGCUGAAGACCUUUGAGACCUCCCUGCCGUCCACCUCACGGGACAUUUAUGAAGCUGGGUCCCUGUUUGGGUGGGCCUGCAGGAUCAGUCUGGCGUCCGAGCAGAACCUUGCCUGCAGCACCACCUGUCUUUUAAACCCCUCAGCUCCCCUCAUGUCAGAAUACUGUCUGCACCUGAGUUCUCUUGCUCAUCUUGGGUGUGCGGUAAUGGGACAUCUUUGAGGACAUCUUUGAUAGUUUCUGUCCUCCUCAUCCUCUCGGACCCUGGCCAGAACCUCACUGAGGUACUUGAAUUCUUUUGGCAAAUCUCAGUACUGUUGUUUGUGUUCCCUAAUUUGAAGUUUGGGUGGAACAGGACAUGAACCAGGAAGAAGCCUUCAACUUGGUGCACCUUCAACGUGCACUUGGCUGGCCAACAGGAAUCCUGGAUCUGCCCAGUGCUAUAGUUUCCAACACGCUCUGCCCCCGGGGACUCCCCCUCCUCAUUGCCCUCUCUUCCUCAGGAAAUUUCAGGCAAAAUCACUGAAGAACAAGGUCAGAAAUGGUCA
This is a messenger RNA of Heterocephalus glaber (naked mole-rat), 3049 nucleotides long. It is a transcript of the gene Anxa9, whose product is annotated as annexin A9. Gene Ontology annotation, cellular component: cytoplasm; nucleus; plasma membrane. Gene Ontology annotation, molecular function: calcium-dependent phospholipid binding; calcium ion binding; phosphatidylserine binding. Lineage: Eukaryota; Metazoa; Chordata; Mammalia; Rodentia; Bathyergidae. The record is from RefSeq and is a predicted model, not a curated record.